Molecule: messenger RNA, 1736 nt
Organism: Jaculus jaculus (lesser Egyptian jerboa)
Lineage: Eukaryota; Metazoa; Chordata; Mammalia; Rodentia; Dipodidae
Gene: Slc7a10
Product: solute carrier family 7 member 10
Exons: 10
Coding region: 29-1564 (511 amino acids)
Biological process (GO): amino acid transmembrane transport; D-alanine transmembrane transport; D-serine transmembrane transport
Cellular component (GO): membrane
Molecular function (GO): neutral L-amino acid transmembrane transporter activity; L-amino acid transmembrane transporter activity
Source: RefSeq, a predicted model, not a curated record
GGGAGCGGGGCUACGGCGGGACAGCGACAUGACUGGCCACUUGAAACAGCCGAGCGGGCGCGGGAACCCAGGCCCUGGGUCCUCGCCUUCUUCCCCAGGCCCCGGCCCGGGCCCGGGCUCGUCCUCGACGUCGGAGCGGGUGGCGCUCAAGAAAGAGAUCGGGCUGGUGAGCGCUUGUACCAUCAUUAUCGGGAACAUCAUUGGCUCUGGUAUCUUCAUCUCGCCCAAGGGUGUCCUGGAGCACUCAGGCUCUGUGGGUCUGGCGCUCUUCGUCUGGGUCCUGGGUGGAGGCGUGACGGCUCUGGGCUCCCUCUGCUACGCAGAGCUGGGAGUCGCCAUCCCCAAGUCAGGAGGGGACUACGCCUAUGUCACCGAGAUCUUCGGGGGCCUGGCGGGAUUCCUGCUGCUCUGGAGUGCUGUGCUCAUCAUGUACCCUACCAGCCUGGCCGUCAUCUCCAUGACCUUCUCCAACUACGUGCUACAGCCUGUCUUUCCCAACUGCAUCCCCCCCGCCACCGCCUCCCACGUGCUGUCCAUGGCCUGCCUCAUGCUGCUGACGUGGGUGAACGGCUCCAGCGUGCGCUGGGCCACACGCAUCCAAGACGUCUUCACAGGCGGGAAGUUGCUGGCCCUGUCACUCAUCAUUGGCGUUGGCUUUGUGCAGAUCUUCCAAGGACACUUCGAGGAGCUGAAGCCCAGCAACGCCUUUACCUUCUGGAUGACGCCCUCCGUGGGUCACCUGGCCCUGGCUUUCCUCCAGGGCUCGUUCGCCUUCAGCGGCUGGAACUUUCUCAACUAUGUCACGGAGGAGCUAGUUGACCCUCGCAAAAACCUACCUCGUGCCAUCUUCAUCUCCAUCCCACUGGUGACCUUCGUGUACACAUUCACCAACAUCGCCUACUUCACCGCCAUGUCCCCCCAGGAGCUGCUGUCCUCCAACGCCGUGGCUGUGACUUUGCUUCUCUGGAGCCCGAGAGGGACACUUGCCCAGCCUGCUGGCCAUGAUACAUGUCAGACGCUGCACCCCUAUCCCUGCUCUCCUCGUCUGUUGCGGGGCCACAGCGGCCAUCAUGCUCGUGGGAGACACGUACACGCUCAUCAACUACGUGUCCUUCAUCAACUACCUCUGCUACGGCGUCACCAUACUGGGUCUGCUCGUGCUGCGCUGGAGACGGCCAGCGCUCCACAGGCCCAUCAAGGUGAACCUCCUCAUCCCCGUGGCGUACUUGUUGUUCUGGGCCUUCCUGCUGGUCUUCAGCUUCAUCUCGGAGCCCAUGGUCUGUGGGGUUGGCAUCAUCAUCCUCCUCACAGGGGUCCCCAUCUUCUUCCUGGGAGUGUUCUGGAGAAGCAAACCAAAGUGUGUGCACAGACUUAUAGAGUCCAUAACAUGCUGGGGCCAGGAGCUGUGUUUCGUGGUUUACCCCCAAGGUUCCCUGGAGGAGGAGGAAAAUGGCCCCGUGGGCCAGCCCUUCCCACUGCCCGCCAUGGACAAGCCCUUGAAGACGCAGUGAGACCUUGUAGAGACCGCAGCAGCUGUUUCUGUUUACAUGUCGUUUAUUACUGAGGGGUUUCCUUUUUUUGCAACAACAAUUUUUUUUUUUUCUGGAAAAGAGAUUCGACCCUUAAGAGGCGUGUUGUAAAGAAGCCACUGGGCAAAGGCUUCCUGCCUUAGUGCUGCCCUGCUAGCUUUUCCUGAAAAGUCUAUAAAUAAACAGGGCUGGUUGUUGCUUGUGCAC